AUGGAAGAGGAGUGAGGCCCAGGACUUGCAGGGGCUGGACUGGAUGGCCCUUGGGGUCCCUUCCAACCCGACCAUCCUACGGUUCCUCCUUGCUGAGGUCCAGAGGCCUCCCCUGGGCAAGGUCAGGGCAUGGACAGAGGCUGCCUGGCGCCCCCUGGAUGCUUCUCUGGGCUUCAGGAGGAGGCAUGCCAGGGUGGGGCUCAGAUUUCCCAUCGGGAAACGAAAGGCAGGGCCCCUCUUCAGGGCCCAGGGGUUCCCUUUGCAGGUCACAACCUGCCUUUAUUCCUGAACGGCCCUGAACGGAGUUGUGUUCGGAUCAGAGAGUUGUAGGUAACCCAGAGGUCAUCUAGCCCAACCCCAUAGCCCCUCUUCAGGGCAGCCCUACCACAAAGCAGUCACGUUUGGGGGUGAAAUCCAGAGGAGGCCUUUGACCUCCCGUCUUCAUCUGCAUUUUUACCAAAAAUUGCACCUCCAGAAUCCCUGACAGGUGGCCAUUCUGAGCUCCAGUUUGGGGUGGGGGGCUGAGAGGGUGAGACCCCCUCCGCUCCCGUCCCCCAGUCUGCCACCUGUUUUCUUCUCUCUCCCUCCAACUGGCCUCGCAGCUUGGCAUCCUGGCUAUUUGGGGAGCGGGGGUGCUAAAUGUGUGUCAUUCUCUCCCCACUUUUGGAGGGAGCUCGGCCCCACAGCCAACACCCCAAGCCCCCCCCCUUGUCCCGGCUUCAUCCGUCUGGGCGGAUGGGGAAGGCGAGGCCAUAAUCCCCCCCCCACUGUUCCCUUUCUCAGCAGGCAGGAAGAAAAGGGAGUUCCUGGCACCAGCGACACAUUGCUCCAGAGAGAGCCACUCUCUGCCAGGACCUGGUCCGCAGUGCCAUGGGGAACUUGCCGGGGGCCCUUUCCCCCUCCCAGACCCACUUCUGGAGUCUUGACCUCUGCUCCAGGCACCGGGCAUCCAUCGCGGAAGAAAGCGUCCCCACCAAGAAGUGCAGGUGAUAGCAGAAGGGGCCUCAGCCGAGAGCCCAGAGGGCUGGGGGGGGGGGAGAGACGUUGGGAGCCACGUUUGCGGGUGGGAGAGGAGAUGACCUGCAGGGAGUCCAGAAGGACUGUUGGGGGUUGAGGAAGUUGGGGACGUCCAGCCUGGACAGGAGAAGGUGGGUGGGUGAUUUCAGAGCUGUGUUUAAAUAUCUGGAGACCAAGCCUUGCAAGGAACGGUUGUGGGAGUUGGGUUUGUUUAGCUGGCAGCAGAAAAGAUUGAGGGAUGACCAGGAAUCAUAGGAUCAUCAGGUGGCUGAGUUGGAAGGGACCCUGAGAGUCAUCUCAUCCAACCCCCUGAGAUGCAGGAAUCUCAGCCAAAGCCAUCAAUAUCCAGAGCUGUUUGACAGCGGAACAGACUCCCUCCGAAGGUGGUGGCCUCUCCUUCCUGGGAGGUUUUUAAGCAGAGCUUGGCUGGCCAUCCGUCAGGGAUGCUUGAGCUGAGAUUCCUGCAUUGCAGGGGGUUGGACUGGAUGACCCCUGGGGUCCCUUCUCUGAUUCUAUGAACCUCUGCUUAAAAGCCCCACCACCUUCUUACUGUCAGAAUGCUCUUCCUGAUGUUGAGUCGGAAUCUCUUUGCUUGUGACUUGGAGUCAUGGGUUUGGGUCCUUCUCUCCAGAAGAGCAAGCUUGCUCCCUCUUCCAUGUCAAGGCCCUUGAGAUAUUUGAAGACGGCUCUCGUAUCUCCUCUCGGUCUUCAGAUAUGUGAAGGGCUCUCAUGCAGAAGAUGCAGCAAGCUUUCUUUCUCCUGCUCCAGAAGAGAGGAGCCAAACGGAUGGAUUGAAGCAGCAAGGAAGGAAAUUCUGAGUCAACGUUCGUGUUGCCGGACAAUUAAGAAGGGUUUUCUGAGGGUUUGGGUUGUCUGACAGUGACAUGGACGCCCUUGAAUGAUGGUUGGCUCUUCUUCACUGGAGGCUUUUAAAGAGAGGUUGGCUGGCCAUCGAUCGGCCUGGGAUUCUUUCACUGGGAAUCCUGCAUUGCAGGGGGCUGGGUCCCCUUCCAAACACACAAUUCCACAAUUCUGUGGACUUUGCUGGGGUCAAGCCAGAUGGGAUCCCUUGGAGGAAGAGGAGGUGUCCUCAGUUCCUCUGCUGGCAUCGGAAGGACUCCCUGGGUGGGCUUUCCUUCCAUGCCAGGGGUCCCCAGGGUUGCCUCCUGGCCCUCUGCAGCUUGGCUUCAUCACUUGUUCAACUCUGAGACCAGUAGUGUUGGGAGGGACCCCAAGGGUCAUCCAGUCUGCCCCUCCUGCAAUGCCAAAAUUGCAGCUGGGGCGUCCCUGGUAGGUGCCCCCCAACCUCUGCUUAAAACCUUCCCCUGGUCCCGGAUCCCCCCUUUUUUAAGCACUCUGGCCUUCUCUUUGGGCCUCCCUUUGGAUCUGCUCUUCCAGGGAGGACUUGUCCCAUCCAAUCCUCACCCCGGCCUUGUGGGAAUCGGUUGGGCCAAGCGACAGGCCCAGAGGCCCCUUCCCGUUUUCUGCAUGGCAGGCGCUGAGCUGCUCUGGGGGGCACAAGGUUUUCCUCUGGAGGGGGCCUGGCCUAGGUGUCCUUUGUGAUCCCCCCCUCCUUUCCCUGCCAUUGCUCUGGGCCCCCAAGUCAACCAUUCUCCCCACCCCCAGAUCGGACUGCCUUGCCUUCCCCUGUCCCAGCAUUGGGGUCCCUCCCUGACUCUCCCUUUUUUCUGGGGACCUGGGUUUGGGGGCAUCAUCUCAGGGUUGGCUUGCAGAUUGUCAGGGGGGGUCAUGUCUUCCCCUGCUUUUGAGGUUGACCUGCCUCGAACGCUUUAGUUGGGGUUCCCUCCUUGCAGGGGGUUGGGCUAGAUGACCCCUGGGGAUCCCUCCCAGCUCUUCAGUUCUGUGAUUCUCUGGUUCCAGCUGCCCAGUUGCCCACCCAGCUGAGCGCCCCGCCGAACCCCCCAAGUACACCCGGCUGAAGAACUGGCAGACGGGCUCCAUCCUGUAUGACACUCUCAAUGCCCAGACCUUGCAGGUGAGGCCUCUGAGGUGGGGGGGGCUCCCCUCCCUUGGGUAUCUCAGCCAGCCAGCCAGAAGGCUGCUUGGGCAGCUGCUGCUGCUCACCUCUCUGCCCCUGGGGCAAAUCCCACCCCCCAGCCAGAAUCCCGAGGAAGUGAGUCAGCACGUUGUCACCUUCUGUGUGUUCUCCACCCUCUUCCAAAUAUACGUAAGAACAGGGCUGGCCCAAGACAUCAGCGGGGGGGGGGGGGGAGAGAGAGAGAGAGAAGGAGGAAACCGAUCAGGCCUCCUCAGCCACAGUGGGUGAUGCAGUCUGUCCAGGCCGGAUCAGCUGCCCCCCAGGAUCCUGCCCCUUCACCUUGCCUUGUGGAUGGGCCAGCCCUGCCUAAGAGCAGAAGGAGAGCCUGCCGGAUCAGGCCCAAGGGAGCCCCUCUAGCCCAGCUUCCCCUUCACACAGGUGAACCAGAUGCCCCCAUGCGGGAUCCCAGCCCCAGAGCCUCUCUCUCCCCUCUGGGGUUUCCAGCACCAGGGAUGCAGAAUCAUGGCCGCCUCCGACAGAGCCCACCCCUGGGGGCUCCUUGCCAUUGGUAGCCCCCCCUCCAUGCAUUUCUCUGAUCCUCUUUUAAAGUUGGCGGCCAUCCUGCCUCCUGGGGAAGUGAGUUCCAUAGUUUAACUUGGCGCUGCCUAAAGAAGGACUUUCUUGGGUCUGUCCUGAACCUUCCAGCCCUGGGCUUCCUUGCAUGUCCACAGGUUCCAGUCUUUUGAGAGAGGAGGAAAGCUCUUUUCAUCCCACUUUCUCUAUGCCAGGCAUAAUUUUACAAACUUCUUCCUAGGGGAAUCACUCCAUCCCCCUGACCAUCUGGACUGCUUUUCCCCCACAUUGUUUCCAACUCUUCCGUGUCCUUUUGGCACAGAAGGUGACCAGAUGUUCUGGAGCUCCCAGGCCCCAUAUAAUCCCAGACCAACUGGGCUGAUGAAAGCCCCGCCCCCACAUUUGGGGCUCCAGGGGUUCCCCUGCCUGGCUUCAGGGGCCAACCAGUCCUGUGUCAGCAGGGAGGGGAGCAGCUGGCCAGGAGAUGGAUGUUGCGGCUGGGAAGGGGAGCCUCCUGAUGGGGCUGGGGAGUGAAGAGCCUUCGCCGCUGCAGCCCCUUCCCCUCUUUCUCUGCAGAAUGUGCCGUGCAAUGAGAGGCGCUGCCUGGGCUCCGUCAUGUUCCCCAAGCAGAUGUGUGCUGCUUCGGAGGGCCCCCGCCCCACGGAAGAGCUCCUGCCCCUGGCGCGGGACUUCAUUAACCUCUACUACCACUCCAUGAAACGGUGAGUCUCUGGGAGCCUUGCUCAGCCCCAUCUCUGGUGGGUGCCAUGGCGAAGCUGCACCCAGACCAGGCUCUUGAGGCUCCCUUCAGUCAAUGCGGGGCCUGGCCCACAUCCUGGCCUCCGCCUGGGGGGCUCCUGCCUCCCCCAAGCCACCUUGCCUGGAAUGGCAAUCUGCUGGCCACUUACAGAAUCCAGACAUUGUUCUCCAAGCCUGGCAUUUCUGUGUUCUGUUAUCCCUUUUCCUACUUCGGACCUGACUUGGGGUGAGUUUUGUACGUUCCUGUGAAAUACAAUUGCAGCAUUGCCUGAUUUGGAGCUUGCAGGGUGCGGUUAAGGCUUUUCAGGACUCGUGCCCCAUUAGUUAGCAGCGUCCUGUUUUUUCAGCCACAAAGGAGAUUUGUUUUUUUAGUUAGUAGAUUCCUGUUUGCAGCUUUCAUUGCUUCCCGUUUAGCAUGGUAAAAGGGGCAGGAGUUGCAAGGUGGAAGCUUUUAACGAACAUUGCCGGAGAUUUUUGCUGAACAGGACUUAGUUCUGCAUGUAGGAGGGUCUUGGCCGUCGGCAGGGUGCCGCUGGAUUAUAUCAAGUGCAAUAUGGCCUCAUGGUUCUGAUUCCACUUACAGCCAAUUGUGGAGAAGAGUCGUAAACAAAAUCUGCCCUUUUUCCCUUAUGGGGUAUCCAAGAGCCCAUAUAGAGGCCUUACAUAGGUUCCCUAUUGGUAGGAGAAAAUAACAGAGGCCAACCAGAGAAUAUUGAGAAGCAAAGCAGCUCGUAAGCCUGAUCUUUAUUGAUCUGUUGCAACAGGGUGCUCCCCUCACUCGCAGGAAAGGAGGAGGAACCCCGAACCAAGGUGUGCCUGCCCUUAUAUAGACAUUUUAAAUCUCCUGCCCUGGAGCUCAAGACCACCCCCCACAAACAUCAUACCUACAUCACAGAAAAGGUGGUCUACAACAGAAAUCUGAGUGACUUGUUUAUAUCGUCUGACAGGUUACCUGUUUAAUGGUCACUUGAUUGGAUACCCUGGGGAGCCUGGCCAGUCUCUUGUAAUGAUAAAUACUUAUUUCUUGAGCCAGGUCACAGGCUCACCCUAUUCAAACACAGACAUACCCUUAAGACAGGAUUUGUGAAGGAAAAGACAAUGGGGUGGCUUUUCCAUUUUCCUUUGACCUUGCAGAGAAAACAUUUGCUCAGUUUGGGACAGUUUGGGAAUCAAAAUGGUUCCAGGUCAGUCUUCUUGUGCUGAUCUAUGUACACGUUUGGCUGGUACACUUAAGAACAUUUAACAUAUAUCUAAGAGCUCAAAAUUCCUAUCACAGAAGCAAUCUAAGGGACGUGAUGUGGGAGCAGCCCAGAUUCCCUUGCAGAGUCCACUCCUGUUGAUGCACCCCCAGCCAUAAGCCUCCUCUGCCAUGGCUUCCCCCAGGUGGUUCAACCCCCCCCCCCAGCUCUCACGAAGGCUGAUCUGUGGGAACAUGGAGUUCCCCAAUUCCUGCGCCCCACACUCUUCCCCUCCCACAUGCUUCUAAAUGCCACAGUCUAGUCAGAGAUUUCCACCCGUCCUAAGAUAACAACUGUGCAUGAUGGCUUAUCUAUGGCGAAAGAGGUGUGAGUCAAUAGUCCCUGAGCCUGGGCGAAGUGCUGCGUCCCAAGGUUGGCACCCCUUGGAUUUCUUACGGGGGGGGGGAUCCCUGCAGCUCCUUGCUCCCCAGUUGGAAUGGGCAGAAGGCAGGGCUCUCUUGCCAUCUCCUAAGAAGGCUUCCUCCCCCCAGCAGCUUUCCUCCCCUUACUCCUGAGUAGCCCCCUUUGUGAGGCAGGGAGACAAGCCUGGGAGGGGGCGGGGGCACCCCUUCUGGGCCCCAGGGAGCUGCUCUUUGCCUUCACUCCUUUGUUCUCUGCAGGACUCCUGACUUGGGUGGAUGUUAUCUGAGGGCUUUUCCUCUCUCAGCUGUUUCUUCCUGUCCCCCCCAGAAGCCUCUGAUGUCAGGAGCAGACUUUUCUCUAGCCUGCUGCCCCCCCCUUGCAAAAACAUUCAGAUGACUCCUAAAACCUUUAUCUUGCCUGCAGAAUGGAAAGCUGUGCGCUUGUCUUUUGCAGCAGAGCAAACCCUGUUCCCACUUGUCUGGCAGCAGAAUCUGUCCCACCCCCACCCCGCUUCGACCUUGUCCGCCUGGUUCGGCUGCUUGGGAAUUUCCACCCUCAAAAAGAAAUCCAGCUUUUGGAGGAUGGAAGAAAAUGAGCGUCAGGAGAGCCUGGUGCCUAAUGGGGGGGGGGGCAGGGGCAGCCCAGAUUGUGCUUCAACUGGUUCCCAGCCAGAUGCCCCCCCCCAGGUCAAGAGCGCCAUAUCCCCCUUUGGGUCCCCCAGCAAUUUGCCUCUCCAGGUGGGGCUGAUCCUGGAGGCCAUAAAUAGCCCCCACGGGGAGGGGCCGUGAUGCUCAGAGACAGGGAUGCUUCCGGGUACCAGCUGCUGGAAAGUGCAGGAGGGGAAGAAUCCUGGCUGCGAGCUUCCUGGGUGGCCUCUGUGCAAGGAGGAUGCUGGACUAGGUGGGCUCUGUUAAGGGGAAAUAGAACUCAGGGUUCCCCAAGGGUUUCCCAACUUUGCCAGGACCUGGUCCUGCGGGUUCAAAUCGGUCCGGUUCAAGCAAGAGACGCCCGCCAAGUUAGCAAAGCCAAAGAGCAGCAAUUUAGCCUGAUGGUUGCAACAAGGUUCCAACUCCCAAGCAGGCAAAGAAGAAGAACCGAAAACAAAAGCUUACACCCACUUUCAAAAGUUUCCAGAGUUUCCCAUCAUACAUGUCACGAAGCAUCGUAGAAAUGUCAGAGGAGGAGGUUUGGGGACAGGCAGAAAUCUGUGUCCCAGCCGUGUCCCCUGUCCCUCAAGGCAGCGAUUAGAACUCCGUCUCUCACCUUCCAGAGAAAGUGUUUCCGUUCCCUUUGCUCUCUGGAUUCAGUUGCCCCCUCUAUUCCUGCUGCACCUGGUGAACCCCCGCCUGGGAUGGAGGUCCCUGCAUGUAGUGUGAGGGGGAUAUUGCCCAGUCUGCUAGCCAGGAGGGAGGUCCUGAGGACGGGCUCUUCUUCCCCAGGUCUUCUUCCCUGUGCAAUCUCUUAAUCGCCUUUGGAACCAAAGAAAGCCAUUUGUUUGGCUAUUUUGGUGAAUUUCUGUUUUUCAGGUAAUGGGGUUUACUUGCCUUGUUCUGGUAAGAUGGCUGUAGGCAUUAGUUCCUGGGGGGUUGAAUGGGUGGAGUGUGUGUGUGUGUGUGUGUAUGUGCACGCGCACACCCACACCCACACUUUGUUUCAAGUCUCUGUAAUGCUUCUGAUGUGCUGGUUGGGGACACCCCCUGUGCCCGUAAGAGGCCCCCUUUGGCCUGAUCCAGGGUGUUCUCUGGAUGUUUUCAGGCUCUAGCACCACGGCAGAGCCCCUGCCCUGCAUGCAGAAGGACCCGGGUUCAACUCCUGCUGGCGGAGUCUCCAGGCAGGGCUGAGGGAGACUCCUUGCUUGAAACCCAGGGAGAGCCAUUCUGCCCCCCCCUCCAUCAUUUGGGUGGCCCUUUUCUGAACCUUUUCCAACUCUCCAAUAACCUUUUUGAGAUGAGGUGACCAGAACCAGACCCAGUGCUCCAGGUGCGGUGGCACCAUAGAUUUUAUUAUUUAUUUAUUUAUUUAUUUAUGUGUGCAUUGGUGGCAUUGGCCUGAUGCAGGGAGUUCCAAAGGGUAUGGGUGACGCUCCCCUAGAAGAUGGUCCCCCGUCCUGCCACUCAUCCCCUGGCCUGGGGCGGGGCCUGGGGGGCUCUAUAAAGGGCUGGUGCUGGGCAGAGAGGGCUCCGUUUUGUUUUGUUUUUGUUUUGUUGUUUAAAGUGCUGCUAUUUUUUACCUAUGUCAUUUUAAACUGUGAUAUUAAUGCUAUGAUUUAUGUGGAAAUUGUUUUCCAUUUGGUUGUGUAUUUUUUUGAUGUGGUUUAUUUAUUGUUUAUGACUUUUGUAAUUAUGUAAAUCUUGUCAUGUUGUAAGCCGCCUUGAGCAUUGUUUUUACCUGUGGAAAGGUGGCACACAAAUAAAGGUGGGCAUCACAAGCUGCUGGUAGUGGUGCCAGUUCUGCCCCUCGAAGUGGGGGGGGUGCAUGUGGGGCAGGAUGAUUUCGGUUCUCGCCUGAGUUGGGGGGCCGUGGGAAGAGCAGGCUGUGGGGCAGGCGGGGAGGCAGAAGGAGUCCCUGGAGCUGCCCUGCCUGCUGCCCCACCUGAGCCCCUCCCCCACUCCAUUUCUCCGCAGCUCCGAGUCCCAGGCCCACCUGCAGCGCCUCCAGGAGGUGGAGCAGCAGAUUGCGGAGACAGGGACCUACCAGCUGCUGCAGGCAGAGCUGAUCUUUGGGGCCAAGCACGCCUGGCGCAACGCCUCCCGCUGCCUGGGCCGGAUCCAGUGGAACAAGCUGCAGGUGCGUCUGGGGGGGGGGCAGCGGAAGCAGCAGGGAGCCCUGAGCUAGGCUGCCCCUUCCCGGGGGGGGGGGCUUCUCUUGCAUAGACUUCACCCUUCUGCCCCCCAGCCCUGGUCAUUUUGGGUGCUUGGGGAGUCAGGUCCCAUCAGCAUCUUCUGUGCUCCUUUCCGGGAUCCAGAUGUGCUGCUCUCUCGGCCCCAUGCAGAUGUUUGGGCCUUUGGUAUCUUGGCAGGAGGAGGCAAGAUUGUGACCCUUGCCCGCCCCCCCCCCAGCAGCCGGCCUUUGCUGCCCAUCCUGGCACCUGACCCUUUGACCUUCCUUGUUCUCUUCCCCUCCAGGUGUUUGAUGCCCGAGAUUGUGCCAGCGCCCAGGAGAUGUUCACCUCCCUCUGCACCCACAUCAACUAUGCCACCAACCGCGGAAACCUCCGGUGAGGGACCCCUUUUGCUUCCCUCCACGCUGCCCGGUGCCCAGGGGACUCAGCCUUUGCUGGGAGGGGCUGCUGCCAUUUCCCCUCCCUGGCAGGUGGUGGUGGCACGGCUGAUGCUACCAGUUUGAGCUGAGCACUCUGCUUUUCUCCCACAGCUCAGCCAUCACCAUCUUCCCAAACCGGAUAGCCGGCCGGGGCGACUUCCGCGUCUGGAACCAGCAGCUGAUCCGCUAUGCAGGCUACGCGCAGCCGGACGGCACCAUCCUGGGAGACCCGGCCAACGUGGAUUUCACGGAGGUGAGAAGUGGCUCUCCUCUUCCACCCCCAACCAGGACCAUUCAUGGCUCCUAGCAUUUGAGCCUCCAUUCACAAUAGUGAAGAGAGCCAGUGUGGUGUAGUGGUUAAGAGCGGUAGUCUCGUAAUCUGGGGAACCGGGUUCGCGUCUCCGCUCCUCCACAUGCAGCUGCUGGGUGACCUUGGGCCAGUCACACUUCUCUGAAGUCUCUCAGCCCCACUCACCUCACAGAGUGUUUGUUGUGGGGGAGGAAGGGAAUGGAGAAUGUUAGCCGCUUUGAGACUCCUUAAAGGGAGUGAAAGGCAGGAUAUCAAAUCCAAACUCUUCUUCUUCUUCUUCUAGUCAUCUGUUUGUUUUGUAAUAAUAUAUAUUGCCUGAUCCAGAGGCUGCAGUCAGUGCAGGAUGCUGCAGCGCGAUUGCUGACGGGAGCGAGGCCUCGGUGCCACAUCGCCCCUUUGCUGCUCAGAGAUCUGUGCCAGUUGCCCCUUUGCAGGCUGAGUCCAAGGCAUUGCUAAGCGUCUAUCUAAAGCAGAGCUUUCCAAACUCUGUUGCGACACAUUUGUGCGUUGGCUGCAGUGUGUAACUGUGCUGCGCAAUAUGUGUCCUCUUAUAGGGGUUAGAAUCAUAGAAUCAUAGAAUCAUAGAGUUGGAAGAGAUCACAAGGGCCAUCGAGUCCAACCCCCUGCCAAGCAGGAAACACCAUCAGAGCACUCCUGACAUAUGGUUGUCAAGCCUCUGCUUAAAGACCUCCAAAGAAGGAGACUCCACCACACUCCUUGGCAGCAAAUUCCACUGUCGAACAGCUCUUACUGUCAGGAAGUUCUUCCUAAUGUUUAGGUGGAAUCUUCUCUCUUGUAGUUUGGAUCCAUUGCUCCGUGUCCGCUUCUCUGGAGCAGCAGAAAACAACCUUUCUCUCUCCUCUAUGUGACAUCCUUUUAUAUAUUUGAACAUGGCUAUCAUAUCACCCCUUAACCUCCUCUUCUCCAGGCUAAACAUGCCCAUCUCCCGUAGCCGUUCCUCAUAAGGCAUCGUUUCCAGGCCUCUGACCAUUUUGGUUGCCCUCCUCUGGACACGUUCCAGUUUGUCAGUGUCCUUCUUGAACUGUGGUGCCCAGAACUGGACACAGUACUCCAGGUGAGGUCUGACCAGAGCAGAAUACAGUGGCACUAUUACUUCCCUUGAUCUAGAUGCUAUACUCCGAUUGAUGCAGCCCAGAAUUGCAUUGGCUUUUUAGCUGCCGCGUCACACUGUUGGCUCAUGUCAAGUUUGUGGUCAACCAAGACUCCUAGAUCCUUUUCACAUGUACUGCUCUCAAGCCAGGUGUCACCCAUCUUGUAUUUGUGCCUCUCAUUUUUUUGCCCAAGUGCAAUACUUUACAUUUCUCCCUGUUAAAAUUCAUCUUGUUUGUUUUGGCCCAGUUCUCUAAUCUGUCAAGGUCGUUUUGAAGUGUGAUCCUGUCCUCUGGGGUGUUAGCCACCCCUCCCAGUUUGGUGUCAUCUGCAAAUUUGAUCAGGAUGCCCUUGAGUCCAUCAUCCAAGUUGUUGAUAAAGAUGUUGAAUAAGACCAGGCCCAAGACAGAACCCUGUGGCACCCCACUAGUCACUCUUCUCCAGGAUGAAGAGGAACCAUUGAUGAGCACCCUUUGGGUUCGGUCAGUCAGCCAGUUACAAAUCCACUGAGUGGUAGCAUAGUCAAGACCGCAUUUUACCAGCUUCUUUACAAGAAUAUCAUGGGGCACCUUGUCAAAUGCCUUGCUGAAAUCAAGGUAGGCUACAUCCACUGCAUUCCCUUCAUCUACCAGGCUUGUAAUUCUGUCAAAAAACGAGAUCAGGUUAGUCUGACAUGAGUUAUUUUUCAGAAAUCCAUGCUGACUAUUGGUGAUCACAGCAUUCCUUUCUAGGUGCUCACAGACUGUUUGCUUAAUGAUCUGCUCCAGAAUCUUCCCUGGUAUUGAUGUCAGACUGACUGGGCGGUAAUUAUUUGGGUCCUCUCUUUUCCCCUUUUUGAAAAUAGGGUCAACAUUUGCCCUCCUCCAGUCUGCCGGGACUUCGCCUGUUCUCCAGGAAUUCUCAAAGAUGACUGCCAGUGGUUCUGAGAUCACAUCUGCCAGUUCUUUUAAUACUCUUGGAUGCAGUUCAUCUGGCCCUGGAGACUUGAAUACAUCUAAACUAGUCAAGUAUUCUUGUACUAUCUCCUUAGUUAUUCUGGGCUGUGUUUCCUUUGCUGAAUCAUUUGCUCAGGUUUGCUAGUAAAACUGAAUUACUGUCGCGAAAUGAUGCAUGUCUCAAAAGUGCGUCACCAACAUGAAAAGUUUGGAAAGCUCUGAUCUAGAGCCUGUAACAACUUGGAACCAGUUUACCUGUGAGAUGCCUGAGCCUGUAUGUGCCACUUGAUUGGCAAACUGCCACUGUUACCUGUUCCGCAGUUGUAAGAACUCAGUAUUUUAUUGUGGCAGCAGCUGCACUUUGGAACUCCCUGCCUCUUGAUACCAAGCAGACGCCUUCCCAGUACGCUUUUUGCACCUGCCAAAAACAUUUUUGUUUUGACAAGUCUGUGUAAUGGUGCAGCAAUAAAAUCGCUAGCACAUCUACAAAGCUAAUCCGGGUCCGGUCUGGUUUCAACUUGCAUGGGGGACCACAUGCUGAGAUUCCUGCCUUGCAGGGGGUGGAGCUAGAUGACCCUCAGGGUCCCUUCCAGCUUUAUGAUUAUGUCAUUUAGAAAAUUGAUGUGAAUUUUAAUCUGCCUUGUGCGUUUUCUUUUAACUUUUUGAUUGCCUUAAAUGAUCAUUGCUGAUUUUUCUUAGUGACAAUUUUAAUGUUUUAUCUUUUGUGCAAAUCGCUUUGAGGUUUUCUCUUUACAAUCUUUACAAUCAAGCAGCGCAUAAAUUUUAUGCAAUAAAGCAACAGAAUUAUUAAAGUAUGUUGCCCAACCGCCCGUCUGGGUUCUUUCUGCACCUCUCCAAAAGCCAACCUGCCCUUCCCUCUGACUCUGAGUGGAUGCUGGAUAUGGGGAGCAGCCCCCCAAGGAGGCUCUGUGACCCCCAACCUUCAGGAAAAGCAAAAGGGGGUCCUGGAGGUGCCUCUGAGGUUUCCCACAGCCUCCCCCUCCUGCUUCUCCAGCUGCCCUGUGUUUGCCGCGGCCCAUUGAGGACCCGGCCACACAAAACCCUUGCUUGGCUUUGCUGCAGCAGUGGCCGAAGGCUGCCCCUCUCCCCUGGGAUUUCCUGCCCACCAUGGACGGCUCUCUCUGUCGGUUUCCAGGUGGGCUCAGGGGUCUCUUGCCUACCAGUCUCUCCCCCCCCCCCCAGGUCUGCGUUCAGUAUGGCUGGCGGCCCCCCAGGGGGCGCUUUGACAUCCUCCCCCUGCUGCUUCAGGCACCCGAUGAGGACCCCGAAAUCUUUCCCCUGCCAGGGGAGCUGGUCCUGGAGGUCCCCAUCUGCCACCCCACGUGAGUGCCAGGAAAGGGGGUGGCACUGGGUGUGGGGAGGGGGGGACGUGGGGGGGAGUGAUGGCAGCGCUCUUGCCGAUUGCAACGGUCGUCCCCAAAGGCUGCCAAGGACUUUCAUGGAAUCAUGUAGAGUUGGGAAAAAACCCCAGGGGUCAUCUAGUCCAACCCCGGCAAGGCAGGAAUCGCAGCUCCCCCUUCUGACACCUGCCUUCCUCUUCCAGGCUCAAGUGGUUCAAGGAUCUGGGCCUCCGCUGGUACGCCCUCCCUGCGGUGGCGAACAUGCUCCUGGAGAUCGGGGGCCUGGAGUUCCCGGCGGCCCCCUUCAGCGGCUGGUAUGUCGGCUGUGAGAUCGGCAUGAGGAACUUCUGUGACUCCCAGCGCUACAACCUCCUGCAGGUAGGGGUCGUCUGGGGGAAGCCCCCCCCCGCCCUGGCCCCCUUCCUCCCCUCUGCUCCCCCGAUCAUGACUGAUACAGAACAGAAGAAGAGUCAACUGGCCCAUCUGUCCCCCCCCCAAUUUUUUUUAUUGAUUUUCAAAUUUAUAAACAAACAUAAAUCCUAACUAUAAUUAUUCCACUAUUAUUAACAUUGUUAGGUGACUUCCUCGAGUCCCCUUGGCUGAGUUUCAAUGUACCGGUAUAUCAGUGUAACAGUUUUCCAAAACUAAUUUCUCAUAAAAUUUACUUAGUCAAUUAACAUCUUUCUUUCUUACCAUAUUAACUUUAAACGUAUUAUUCUAUAAAAUCACAUAUUUAAAUCCUAAGCCAAUCUGGUAUUUGCAAGUAUUUCUAUUUAAGUUAUCUUAACAUAUUUAGCUAAAUAGUCUUUGAAUUUCAUCCAUUCCUCCUGGUACUCCUCCUCCUUCUGGUCACGGACUCUUCCGGUCACGUUGGCCAGCUCCCAAAAGUCCAUCAUCUUCAUCAUUCUCCACUGUUGGCACUUCUUGUGCUUUCCAAUUUUUGGCUAACAAAAUCCUAGCACCAGCUGUGGCAUACAAAAACAAUCUAAUGUCUUUCUUGGGCAAUUCCAAACCUAUUAUUCCAACAAGAAAGGCCUAUGGAUUCUUAAUAAAUGUAUAUUUCAACAUUUUUUCCAAUUCAUUAUAAAUCUUCUCCCAGAAGUCUUUCACCUUGGGGCAUGUCCACCACAUAUGAUAAAAGGUACCUUCUUUUUCUUUACAUUUCCAACAUAAAUUAUCACUAUUGUGAUAAAUCUUUGCUAAUUUUACAGGAGUUAAGUACCAUCUAUACAUCAUUUUCAUAAUAUUUUCCUUUAACACCGUACAUCUGGCCCAGCAUGCUGUUCUCACAGGGGCCAAAUACCCAUAGGAACCUAGGAAUCUAGAUAAAAAGGUAAAGGGACCCCUGACCAUUAGGUCCAGUAGUGACUGACUCUGGAGUUUCGGCGCUCAUCUCGCUUUAUUGGCCGAGGGAGCCAGUGUACAGCCUCCGGGUCAUGUGGCCAGCAGGACUAAGCCGCUUCUGGCAAACCAGAGCAGUACGGAAACGCCGUUUACCUUCCCGCCGGAGUAGAUACUUGCACUUUGACGUGCUUUUGAACUGCUAGGUGGGCAGGAGCAGGGACCGAGCAACAGGAGCUCACCCCGUUGCGGGGAUUCGAACCACUGACCUUCUGAUUGGCGAGUCCUAGGCUCUGUGGUUUAACCCACAGUGCCACCUGUGUCCCUAGGAAUCUAGAUAGACUGCCCCUGGUGCUGGAGGUUUCACUCAUAGCAAGAGACCUGACUGGAGCAGGCCGAUGGCUCAUCUGGUGCAGCAAGUAGCCAACCUGAUGCCUCAGCGGGAAACGCGCAGGCCGGAUCCGAGCCCAAUUCUCCUCCCCUGCAGUUCCAGAAGCAUUGCUGUCUCCGACUGUGGAGGGCAGGGCAGGGCCCCCAUUGCCAGGAGCCCCUGGUAUUGGAGCAGGCUGGUAGGUCUUAUUAGGCAGGUGAGGGAAUAUGCUGACUGUAUUUUAUCCCUCUGGAGUCCCGCAGGUGUGGGUGGAGACAAGGAGACAAGGUGGCUGCAAAUACAGAGCUUUUGGAGACUCUCCCACGAGAGAAAGGCCUCUCAGCAGAGUGUAAAUCCCAUCUUAAGCACAGGAAAUAAGCCUUAGGCUGAUCUCCCCCUUUAGUUUUCCUGUUUAUCAAAGAAACAGGCUACAGACUGAGAAAUAACUUUAAAACAUAUAGUUUAAUCCAGCAUUUGUGCGGCAACAGCAGUAAAAAGUAAUGCAGGUAGAAUACUUGACUUUGCAGCAAAAAGAAAGCGAGUAGAAGAGGAACUACUUCUUCCCUCCCAGGAGAGGAGGGGAAGUGACAUCGCACAGAGCCUUCUCUACCAAUUACGUUUCUAUGGUCUGAGCCAGCCUAUCAGCAAUUCAGCUCUAUGGUCUUAACCCUUUCAGCUGCUAACUAGGAAGAAUGUGCCUUGUGAGAUUGGAUGGUGCGUCUUCCACGCAGGCGGCGUAAAGGUCCUGCCCCCCCAACCGAAAUGUGUCUUUGCAGGAGGUGGCUGAGCAGAUGGGGCUGGACACCCAGACAACCUCCUCCCUCUGGAAGGACAAGGCGGCCGUGGAGAUGAAUGUGGCCAUUUUGCACAGUUUCCAGGUGAUGGAUUGGAUGGGGAGACAAGGGAGUGAGGCACAGGUGGGGAGGGGGGGAGGAAGAGGAGGAAGAGAGCUUGCUGGGAAUUCACCCCCCGCCAGCCCCCUUUCCUGGGUAAGAGCAUAAGACUAGAUGACUCUUGGGGUCUCUUGCAGCUCUAUAAAUUCUGUGAUUUUAUGAUUCUGCGAUCAGCUUCACGGAAUCCCUGCAAGUUCUGGUGCCGGGGGAGAAAACCUUUCCUCUCUCCACUUUUUUCAUGACAGGCAUCCUUUUACAAGCAUCUACUUUGUCGCCUAUUUCUCCCUUCUCUAUACAAAAAUAUCCCAAACGCUGCCCCCUUAGAGGAUUCCCUCCAGAGACGCAGGAUUCUCUGGGCUUUGGGCCUUUUUGGAGGGGGAGGGCGGACCUUUCUGAGAGUGGCGGCUGCCUCUUGAACUAGCGUGGAUUGAGCUCCCCUCUGUGGUGGGUCCCCAGGUCCCCACAGCCAGGAGGUGGAGAAACACGGAGGAAGGAAGCCGCCUUCAGCUACUCUUCCCUCCAGGGCGCCAGGCAGUGGGGGUGCAGAAUGGGAGAGUUGGAAGGGGACCCCCAAGGGCCAUCUAGUCCAACCCCUGCAAUGCAGGAAUCGCAAGCCCCCCGCAGCCCUACCAGGAGAUGCUGGUGCUGCCCCCACCAGGGACUGGACCCGGGACCCUUUCUCGUAAGGCUUCUGGGUGACAGGGGGCUGGGGUAGGGCUUCCCCGCCUUGCCCUGACCUUGCCUCUUCCUGCAGCUGGCCAAGGUGACCAUCGUGGACCACCACGCCAUCGCCGACUCCUUCAUGAAGCACCUGGAGAACGAGCAGCGCCUGCGCGGGGGCUGCCCCUCCGACUGGGUCUGGCUGGUGCCCCCCAUCUCCGGCAGCCUCUCCCCUGUCUUCCACCAAGAGCUGGUCAACUACCAGCUCUCUCCUCUCUUCCGGUACCAGGUGAGACCCCCCAAGGGGCUCCAGAAGAGGCUGCCCAGUGGGGAGGUGCUGCCUGCCCUCUGCGUGGCAAAGGGGUGCAGAGAGGAGGUGUUUGUGCCCAGGAGCGCCUCCUACAGGCAUCUCCAUGAUGUCAUGGGCACAGAAAUGCCAGCUCACAUCUCUCCCGCCCCCCAUUUAACCAGGAUCCUUGCCCUUUUUAGGGGGGAGAUCUGUUGUUGGUAACCAUUAAUGUCUAACUGAACCAUCCCUUUUGCAAUAUAUACAUUUUUGCAUAAAGUUCUUUAGCAUUUCAUUUUAGUUUUUAUGUAAAAUAGAGAGAAUAUUUAUAACAACAGUUAGAAAUUGAAAGAUGGAAAACAAAAUGAUAAAGGAGAAUAGCAAGGUCCAAGUAAAGGAUGUCAGCGUGAUCCAAAUAUCGAGUCGAGUUCCAGAUUCACCAGGCUGGCGACGAGGUUGCCUUUAUAUGCCCUAAAAGGAAUGCCAAAUCCUAUAAAAUCAAGAAAAAAAUCACAAUAGAUGCUAGGAGAGGAUAUAUUUAUUAGAUAUAUCCUUCCUUCCCCACAUUUGAGUUCAGCAAAGUGCAUCCCUUUGCAACUUAAACGGAAGGUUAUUGUGGGUUUUCUGUACAGACACACAAAUAGAUAUAGAUGCGCUAAGCCCACAACUCAUGCACAUUUUACUUGUUCACAUUCAACUUUAUGCACGUGGCAAAAUAAAACAAAACGGGGUCCAGGCAUCCAGGAAAAAAUACUUUGGCAAUUCUGCCUGCCGUUGCACCCAAUGUGUUUUCACCAAAUGCAAUUUUGGCUUUAGACACAAUCCCCAGAACAGAACCUGCAUAAGUUGCGAGCAUACUGUACGGUUAGGAAGGCAUUAUAUAUACAAAGAAUGCAAGGCUGUUGUCACCCUGCAGUUUGCUUGGCUGCCACUGGGGGCGCUGCUAGCUGCAGUGUUACAAUGGACUCCUGAGAGCUGCUUUGCGAAAUAACCUUUUUUUCUGGGGUGGGGGGAGGCGUUUCAAGGCUUGUGACCCCGUCCCCUGUCCUGCUUCCUCAUUCCCAUGCUGUUCCCACAGAGCGACCCCUGGAAAACCUACAUCCCCAAAGGCACCACUGUCACCCGAAAGAAGACCUUCAAGGAGAUUGCCAAGUAGGUCCUUGCGGGGGGAGGAAGUGGGUCGCGUCUUGGAGGGGGGGAGUGCAGGGAGUGGGUCAUUCCAUCAGCACAAAGGGCUCUCAGCCGUGCCAAGGAAUAAGAAUUGUAGAGUGGCAAGGGAGCCCCAAGGGUCAUCUAGCCCAACCCCCUGCAAUGUGGGAAGCACUGUUUCUUGAGAGCUCUGAGGCAGGACUAGGGUGGGGGUGGGCAGCAGCUUGGGGGGGCACACAAUUCCAAGCCCUCCUCUGAAGAAACAGGGGCAGGAACUUGCUUCUAGCACCUCCUCAGAAAUCUUCCUGGAUGCUUUGAAUGUCCAGAGCAUGUGCAGAGUGCAUUAUGGCUCCGGAAGAGGCCAUCCCUGGCCCAGAUGCCUUGGGACAUGUUCAGGGGCAAGAUACCUCUCAGCAGCAGCACAGGGAGCUUUUGCGACUGGGCCCUCAGACGAAUAGUGCAAAUAAGUACAAGCCAGGAGGGCGAUGAGCCAUUGAGGGCUGUGGCUUAGGGGGCAGGACAUCUGCUUGGCAUGCAGAAGCUCCCCGGCUUGAGCCCUGCUGGCAUCUCCAGGUCACUGGGAAAGGCUCCCCUGCUCAAAUCCUGGAGAGCCUCUGCAGGCAGUCACUGCAGGCAAUCUGGUCUUGUAUUUUCAUACCGUGAACCCCCUGAGAUCUGUGGAUGAAGCGUGGGACACAAACUUAAUAGAAUAAUCCAAUCAAUCAAUCAAUCAAUCAAUCAAUCAAUCAAUCGUGCUGUUCUGCUUGGCUCUGCAUCCCCAGCAGCCUGUCCAGGCCUGGGCAGAGUUGGCCUUGGGGAAGUUGCCCCCUUCCUUCCGCACGCCAUCCUGCCUGGGGAAAGUGGGCUGGGCUGAGUCCUCCUGUCCUGCUCUCUCCCCCCCUCCUGCAGAGCGGUCAAGAUCUCAGCCAAGUUGAUGGGCCACGUGAUGGCCAAGCGGGUCAAGGCCACGAUCCUGUACGCCUCCGAGACGGGGAAGUCGCAGGCCUACGCCCUGAAGCUGAAGCAGCUCUUCAAGGGCUCCUUUGCCCCCCAGGUGGGCCCAGCGCACGGCGGGGGGGGGGGCGUCAGCAGCUGGGGUGGGUGCUCACUGCUCCUUUGCCUCCUGAUGCCCACAGAGCACAUGAAGCGAGGCGACACUCCCCCCCCAGGUGGCAAGGAGUUCCCCAGGCGAAGUGUGCCAGCAGUGGCGUGUUUCUUGCCCCGUGAUUGGCAAGGCUCAUGGUGGAACUGGAGUGUGUAAUAGCAAAAAAGAAAUUAGAUAUAAUUUGUCUCCAAGAGACACAUAUUGCAAAAAAGCACUUCCAUUGAAGGCAAUAAUUCACUUUGGGUGGGUGGGGGUCAAGGUCAACCUUAAGAACAUAAGAAGCGUCUUGCUGGAUCAGGCAGUGGCCCCCCUGGUCCAGCCUCCUGGUCUCACAGUGACCAAAUCCCCCGAGAACCUAGGAAUCAAGAUAGACUGCCUCUGGUCUGGAGGUUUCACCCUGGAGGGUCCAUAAGAAGAGAAGAGCCCGGCCAAAGGGUCCCCACCUGGUGCAGCAUCCUGUUCUCACAGGGGCCCCAAAGUGAAACCCAAAGCAGGAUCAAGCCCAGGAAUACGACUUAACAUUAUUACUUACUAUUAUUUUGCACCGUGUGUGCAGGAGCCCCCGCCCCAAUCCAGCCCUGUUCCCAGCAGUUGAUGCUUGGCGCAUCGCUGUCUCCAGAUGCAGCCGGCAGAGCAGAGCCCUCCUGGCUCCAGGUCUCCAGCGAGCUCACAAGCUGCCCCUUGGGGGGCAACAGAGGGUGGAAGCAUUUGAGGGCCCCCCUCACCCUCCUGACCCCCCUGGCGCUUCCCGGCAGGUGGUCUGCAUGGACGAAUACGACGUCGUUUCCCUGGAGCACGAGACCCUCGUCCUGGUGGUGACCAGCACCUUUGGCAACGGAGACCCCCCCGAGAAUGGCGAGGUGACGCUGGCUUCUCCCCCUUUUCCCCGAGACUCCCAAGUGGGGCUGAGAGUCCAAAGCUCUGCCGGGGGGGGCAGCCUCCCUCAACCUGGCACCCUUGGCAUGUACUGGAACCUAAAUCCAGAUCCGUUGGGUGGUGGGUUGGGCUGUCACCUAUCAGGGAUUCUCUCACUGCAAUUCCUGCAUUGGGGGGGCGCUGGGAGUGUAAACGAUCAUCAGACUUCGAAAAGCUGGUGUCUCCGGAUAAAAUGCCUUUGUUCUGUUGAAUAAAUAAAACUAAGUGGUUUUAAUUGGAUUUUGAAUAGAUGUGCAAUUAAUUGUGCCUCUUCUGAAUUUUAUCAUGCUGUUCUGCAAACCGCUGCUCUGAUUAAGUCUUUUUUGUAGGGCGGGGGGGGGGCGCACUGGGGAUGAGCUGAGGACCUGGGAUAGCUCCAUCUGUAGAGCAGCAGACUCUUCAUCUCAGGGUCACGCGUUUGAGUCCCCCAUUGAAGCAAAAGACUCCUGCAUUGCAGGGGGUUGGACUGGAUGACCUUCAGGGUCCCUUCCAACUCUAGGGAUGGGUGUGGCCUCCCAAAAAUUGGGGUCCCACUCAGUGCUGGGCUGACUUAGGUCUGGUCUGCUCCCCCUGAAGUGAUUUGACAUUAAAGGCAUGUAUACAAAAGCAAUUUCAAAUGCAGAACAUACAGGCUGAGAUAAAAAUCUCCAUUUAGAAUCAUAGAGUUGGCCGGGAUCCCCAAAGGUCCUCUAGUCCAACGCGCUGUGAUGCAGGAAGCAGAGCUUGAAAAAUCCCUGAUCGAUGGGCACUCAGCCUCCGCUGAAAACCCCCCCAUGAGGUUUUGAAAAGGCAGUGGAAAUGGUGCCUUCAUGGCCCACUUCAGGCCUGGGGCUGAUGGACGCCCUUUUCAGUGGGGUGUGGGAGGGGGGAAUUGGGUUUGUGGUUGUUUUUACUACGUAGUUUGUGGUCAUUUAUGGUGUGAACUGCCCUGGGAGCUAUACAAAUGUAGUAGUAGUAGUAGUAGCAACAACAACAGCAACAACAACGAUAAUAAUAGAUGAGCUGGUCCUUCUCAGAUUGGCUCUCUCAUGAGCAGAGACUGGAAUUUGUGCACAAUUAUUGUACUUCUGAACAUCUGCUCAACUGUUCUCCUUUUCACCACCAUUGCACCUCCCCUAUCUGAGCAGAAUUGAGCCCUGGCCCCUCUUCUGAACCACCUUGAGACCUUCGAGUUUGGGCGGUAUAUAAAUUCAGUCAAUGAUAAAGACCAUCUGCUUGGCUUGGUCCUCACUUGGUUGCCUCCCUGCCUUUCUCUCUCCCCGCAGAGAUUUGCCCGCGCCUUGAUGGAGAUGUCCUGCCCUUACCUUGCAGACGCGGAGCCUGAGCUACAAAAGUAAGUCCUACCCAGAGGAAGCUCCGCUUUCCUCCUUUGCCUCUUCCUCUCCUGCGGAUCCAGACCCUCCUCCCCACAAUCUCGCUCUGCCUGUUUCCUAUCUUGCAGUUUAUUUAGAGGAAGCAACUUGGAGGCGGUUGUGACUUUGCAGGCGCACUCCGAGUCUCGGAGGUUACAGUGGCAGGUUGGCAAAGGGUGCCUCUGCCCGUCUUGUCUUGUGGAUCUGCCAGGAUUUGGCUGCCCUCUCUGCCCGGCAAGAGAGUCGAAGGGUCUUCCAGACCUUCAGGCUUUGCUCCCGGCCUCUGGAUGUCUCUUUUCUUUAAGCUGAAAGCUGCCUCUUUGACCUCCCUCCUCCCCACCCACGACCUCGACUUGGUCUCUUUCUGCCUGGAGGAAAGGGCACCCCUUCCUUUGAUGCCUGCCCUCAUUAGUGUCAUAAUCUACGGAGCUAAUUAACUUUGCUGCCCACGGGGGAAGCGGCUCUGAUUGGCGCCUGGACCCGGGUACGGGAUGAGGCCGGUGCAUCAAGCUGCCAGGGAACAUCGCAGAUGAAAGGCACUUUGGCCUCACCCUGCCUCUCUCUGCUGCCCCCCCCCAAGACAGAGCAUCCUCUGUGCAGCUGGUCCCAGGUCCUGACUUGCCACCAGCUGAAAGCGCCUCUUGGCCCCAAGGGAGGGCUGGGGGGCCCCUGAAGCCAGAGUGAUCUCUGUCCCUGGAUGCGUAAGAAAAGCCUGCAGGAUCAGGCCAGAGGAGGCCCAUCUAGUCCAGCAUCCUCUUCUACCAGUGAUGAGGAGGCAAGAAUGAUGCCUCUCAGCUUUGACACCUCCCUGGAAAGAAAAGGAGAGAGCAGUGCUUAGGGGGCCCAUUGUCGUGCCCAAUGCAAGGUGGUUCUUUUAAAAUUAGAUUCAGAAGCAAUACAAACACAAGUGAGUGAGAAGAUUAAAGAUUUUAUUCUAAACAGCAAGCAUUAUAUACAUUACUAAGCAGCACUUUGAUCUGCCACUGGGAAGCCCUCAAGAAGUGGCAAAGUGACCUCCAGGCAGUCUCCAGUUUUUUGCACGACCCCCCGGCCAUGGGUUCACGCAGGGGUUUCUCAGAACUAUGCCCCCAGACCAUCUGAUUUAUAGAUAGCUAACUUGUUAUCUUUUAACUUAUAGAUAACUUAUAGAUAGCUAACUAGGGACGCGGGUGGCGCUGUGGUCUAAACCACAGAGCCUAGGACUUGCCGAUCGGAAGGUCGGCGGUUCGAAUCCCCGCGACAGGGUGAGCUCCCGUUGCUCGGUCCCUGCUCCUGCCAACCUAGCAGUUCGAAAGCACGUCAAAGUGCAAGUAGAUAAAUAGGUAUCGCUCCGGCGGGAAGGUAAAUGGCGUUUCUGUGCGCUGCUCUGGUUCGCCAGAAGUGGCUUAGUCCUGCUGGCCACAUGACCCGGAAGCUGUACGCCGGCUCCCUUGGCCAGUAAAGCGAGAUGAGCACCGCAACCCCAGAGUCGUCUGCGACUGGACCUAAUGGUCAGGGGUCCCUUUACCUUUACCUAACUUGUUAGCCUCCAUGCCUUGCCUGACUAGCUAGUGCAGAUUAUUAAUUAGCUAUCCCCCUCUUCCAGUACCGCACAUUCCUCCAAACAAUGUCUAACACCCUGCAUCAUCACUUCCUUCCAGCAAAUUCAAGGCUGUUCUCAGGCAUCAAAGAGCAGAACAAGAGACAGGGAGGGGAAGGAAACAGAGGCAGGAAGAGAUGACCAUGCUAGAUCACUGUUUCCUCAAAGUACAGUGGACCCUCUGGAUACGGAUUUAAUUCGUUCUGGGGGUCCGUGUGCACCCCAAAAAAACCGUAACCAGAGGCGCCACUUCUGUGCACGUGAGCUGCGCGCAGAGUGCUUUGCGCAUCUACAAGCAGCGAAACCCGGAAAAAUACUUCUGGGUUUGCUGCUUUCGCAGCCCAAAAAUUAUGUCUCCAGAGAGAUACAUAAGCUGAGGGUCCACUGUACAAAUAUCUUCCGGAAAAGAUUGCCCAUAUACCCAUCUAAUCAGAGAAUCAUCGGCUGGUCCACUCGAUGCCCCCAAGGGAAACCUGCGAGUAGGACGCGAGUGCGAGAGCAGCCCCUCUCCUCCCAGGGUUUCCAGCAACUGGGCUUCAGAAUCGUCUGUGAAGGCAGACCUGGGGGGGGGCUGGGGGGCAGCUGGUGGUGGCGCUUGCUGCCCCUUCUCCUCUCUCUUCCUGCAGGAGCUACAAGAUGCGCUUCAACAGCAUCUCUCAAUCCGACGCGUCAGUAGCUGCGUGGAAGACCAAGAGGAGGGCGUCCAGCAACACGGACAGCGCAGGUGCCCUGGGGACCCUCCGGUAAGGCGCCCAGGAAGGAGGGAGGGUCGGAUCCUGCUUCCUCAAAGAGCAGAGCCCUGCAGGCAGGGAUCCUGCUUCUGGGGCAGGAUGCACAGAGGAAGGCAGCUUCCACGGAGGCGCUUAGGGGGCAGCAGCCAUGCCUUGCCCAGGCCCCCACCAGCCAUCUCCCUGCACCUUCACCAGGGCAGCAGCCCAGCAAUGGCACAAAUGCCCAGCUGGGCAGCAGAACCUCCUUGUUGGUGGGAGCCAUUGCAAAGGCCAGGAUCUUCCUUGGCAAAACCUGCAUUUUCCUCCUCCUCCUCCUUGGCAGAAGCCAAGCCAUCUUCUCCCCCCCCCCCCCCGCCCACCUUGUCCCUCCCCAGCCCUUGAGGUACAGAUGUACCAAAUGCCUCUGACCCUCUAGCCAGGCUGGCCAGAAGCCCCCUCCUCCGCUUGCCCUCUGAGCUGAAGCCCAGCCCCACUUCUCAGGGCCGCGCCUGGGCGUCCGUCUCCUUGGGCGUCAUUUUGUGCUGAAAUGCCGGGAAGCUGAGCGGCAAAAGGACUUGACAGCCGCAGGAGGGCUGGUGCUGAGCUGAGCACAGGGAAAUCGAUAUUGUCGUGACCGGCUUUUAAUGGGCCGAGUUCAGGUGGUCCAGACCAAACUUUAAUUCAAUACAGGCCAUAUUAAAAUUUAACAGUUGUUUUGUUUUAUUGGACCAUUCUUUCCCCUAAGCUCUUGGGACAGAGCAAGUUUACUGGCUGUUUAUUAGUGGGAGGAGGAGCCAAAUUAAUGAAAAUUGGAAAGAAAAAGGCCGUGUGGGUUUUGAAACUGAGCGAGAUUGGGCCAAAAGGCUGCCAGGGGAGCCCAGCCCAUUCGGAAGAACUUUCUUGCAGUAAAAGCUGCUGGGUGGUGGGAUGGGCUCCCUUGGAAGACGGAGGGCUGUCCUUCACUGGAGAUUCUUAAGCAGAGAUUGAUCUUGAACUGUGGUUCCUGCAUUGGGCGGGGCUGGACUAGAUGAGCCUUGGGGGUCCCUUCCAACUCUACCUUCUAGGAUUCUGGGACUUGCUUGGCAGAGUCCCGCUGAGCUGCAGACUCCUUCUGGCUGGCCUUGGAGGUGCCCAGCUGGCAAAGGGCCUCUUGACUCCUGAGGGAGGGGGCAGAGCCUGGCCCCCCACCCUGCCCCCCUCACCCUGCCUGUCUCCUCCUCCUCCUCCUUUCCAGGUUUGCCGUCUUUGGGCUGGGCUCCCGGGCCUACCUGCACUUCUGUGCCUUUGCCCACGCCGUGGACACGCGCCUGGAGGAGCUGGGGGGCGAGCGGAUCCUGCCCAUGGGCGAGGGGGACGAGCUCUGCGGCCAGGAGGAGUCCUUCCGCACCUGGGCCAUGGACGUCUUCAAGGUGGCCGCCCUGCAAGGGGGCGUUGUGUGUAUGGGGGGGCGCUUUGGGAGUCAAGAGCAACAAUCUGCAAUGUAGAGGGUGUGUGUGUGAGAGAGAGAGAGAGAGGGGCAGGAAGCAGAUUUUCCUACUCUGGAGUAAGCUGCUUGAGGCUCCAAAGCGGUAUUUUAUUUAUCAUGAAAUGUAUAUGCCUCUUGAAUUGUUUAAAAAACCAAAACCCCAAAAAACCAAAAAUGAAAACCUCAAAGAUAAAACCACAAUUUUUUUUUGCAAAACUUUGAAAAAAAUAAUAAUUUAUUUUUUAUACCCUGCCCAUCUGGCUGGGUUUCCCCAGCCACUCUGAGCAGCUUCCAAAAAAAAAUAAUACUAAAAGCACAAUAAAACAUCAAAAACUUCCCUAAAUAGGGCUGCCUUCAGAUGUCUUCUAAAAGUCAGAUAGUUGUUUAUUACCUUAACAUCUGGAGGGAGAGCAUUCCAUAGAGAGGGUGCCGCUACCGAGAAGGCCCUCUGCCUGGCUCCCUGUAACCUCACUUCUCACACUAAAAUAUAAAGCACUAAAACAGAUUAAAAUUAGCGUCUGGAAAGGUUUGUCUAAACAAGACCAUAUUUAAAUAACUUCCCUGGAUGGUCACUGCAGCCCGAGAGCAGCCCGAUUGUCGUGAUCAUUUAACAGGCCAGCUUUAUUCUUUGUGGAAAUCCUGACUGGGUCUCCAGCCGGCUGCCCUUCCACAUUGCCCCACAGACAAAUCCAGGAGGCGGGGGCUCUGGGGGCUCCUUGCCAAGGUGGCUGAGCUCUGUCUCUCCAGUCGGAGGCAGCAGGGCUUCUAAAGGGCAGUUGCUGGAAAGCGCAGGAGGGGAGAGUUGCUCUUGGGUUCGAAUCCUGCUUGCAGGUUUCCCACCUGUUUGGCCACUGAGGGAAGUGGAGGCUGGACCAGGUGGGCCAUGGUCCUGAUCCAGCCCCCCCAGGGAUCUUCUCAUGUCCUGCGCCACAAUCCCUUUUUUGCUGUGUGUGUGGAUGGACAGGGAGGGAGAGGGUGCCUCUUUGGGGACUGCUGGAAAGCACUGACCUUUUGGAUAUAUUGAGUUGCUAGAGAUGCCCCCUCCCCUCUUGCAAGCCCCUCCCCUCUUGCAAGCCCCUCCCCUCUCGCAAGCCCCUCCCCUCUCAGCUCCUCCUUGGAGGGGCUCUUGCAGGUUGAAUGGAUGCUGAGCUUUGCUGGCCUGGAGUGUGGGGUGCUGGUGCCACCUGGUGGUCAGCUGGGGAAUGGCACUGCCUGCUUGCUUGCUUGCUCCGGGGUCUCCCUUGGCUGGGAUGGAAGCCCCUGUCCCUCCAUGUUGAGCAGAGGGAGAAGGUGCCCCAUCCCUGCCAGCCCCACAGCAAUGUUCCUCUUCCCCACCUUCCCAAGUGGGCAGCUGUGUCCUGCAUCCCUUGGGGUCCCUCCCAGCCCCACGAUCCUGCGCCCUCCCCAGAGAGCAAGUCCUCCCUCCCUCCUGACCCUCGUCUCCCCACAGGCCGCCUGUGACACUUUCUGCGUGGACUCCCAAGUGGUCGGCACAGAGGUCUUCAACAGCCCCUGUCACUGGAAGCGCAGUCGCUUCCGCCUGGUGGUUCACCCAGCGGCCCUGGACCUCCUGCCAGGUACGUGUCGGGCGGUGGAUCAUGGCCUUCUGCUGCGCCCAGCGGAUGCCCUCCUGCUGGUGCUCUGCCCAGGGACCAGCCCUGCCCUCGCUUACCCCAAAGAUUGUGCAUCUUCCCCUCCGCUGACCCUUGUGGAAGCAGAAUGCCGGGUCUGGGGUCUGCGCCUGAGACAUAUCUGCAUCUUGUAGAUCACCCAUUAGUGUAAUAAAAAAAAAAGCCAACAGGAAAGUGGCAGAAAAGGGGGCACAAGUGUGGCAUGUGGAAGGUUUUUGACCAGCAACGUAGUUUUCCCAGCAGAGCUAAUUUUGGGGGGCAUCUUACUAACCAGAAUGUGAUGACUUGCACAUCCCCAUCAAAGCUGUGAAGCCUUGUAUGCAAGCAGAACGCCCUGGCGGGGGGCAUCAGAAGAGCUUAGCUGGGGAGGGGGUUCUUCUCCAAUGCAAUUGCCUUGAAGCUAAGGCCUGGCUUUUCUUCCACACCCCAGAGAAGCCCCCUUACUUUGGGCUCUGCCCCCCUCCCCCCAUGCCGGGGGGGGCAUUGAUAAUAUGCCAGCCUAAGCAAGGACAAAACUUGGCACCACUUGCGAAAUGUUUCUUAUUUUCUCAAUAAUUGCUUCCGGUACAGUAGCUUUCUUAUGGAUUCUCUCAUUGGGUACCCAUAUAAAUUAAGGUGGUGGUUGUUGCUACUACUAUUAUUUUGCACUCCCUUGGCUCAGCACCCUGUGGCACUGCCUGUGCCCCCACCCAAGGGGUCCUGAGGGGCCCUCCAGUCAGUGCUUAAUGCCUCCAAGGAGAGGUGUGGGGCUGACAGGAGCCACAAGCCCAGAAACCCUGUGAGGAGGUGGGGCAAGUUGUUCCAUCACGUGGGGCAGGGAGGCACAUCCUCAGAGGCCCCACUUUCGGGUUUCUUUGCAUGGGCUCCACAUUUUGCUUCCUUGUCCCCCACAGAGACCUUUCUCCCUGCUCCACUGCCAAAUUUGGAAAAGCCAAGCUUGAAACAUCUCCCUGCCUCCACCUUGACCCUUUGAGUUUCUCCCCCUUCAGGCCUGACCCUCGUCCACAAGCGCAAUGUCGUUCCGUCCCACAUCCUCUCCGUCAAGAACCUGCAGAGCCCAGAAUCCAGGUGAGAGUCAAACCAGGACGGUUGGCGCUCAUCCCAAUUUGGCGGGCGCUUCUCCCUCUUGCAGCCCCCAGCCAAGGGGGCCUGAUUUCCACCAGCAUUUGGGGUUGGGGGUUCCUGGCUGCCUUGUGCACAGGCCACUGCCUUCCUGCUGCCCCCCCUCCCCCCAGGGCUGACCGCUCUUCUCCUUUCCCCCAUUGCAGCCGCUCCACCAUCCUGGUGCAGCUGCAGACGGGGGACCAGCCAGAGCUGGCCUACCAGCCGGGGGACCACGUGGGCAUCUUCCCCGCCAACAACGCGGAGCUGGUGGAUGCCAUCCUGCAGCGAGUGGAGGACCCGCCCCCUGCCAACGAGGCCGUCACCGUGGAAACCUUGGAGGCGGGAGAGAGUGAGUGGCCACCUGUGCCCAGACGGGCCUGGCCAGUGCCGAAUGGGGAAGCCCUCCAGGGCAUUGUGGGGCAAAGAAGGGGGCCCUCUCCUAGGGCCCAGACCAGGGUGCUGCCUUUCCAGUCCUGUAUCUUUUUAUACUGCAGUUGCUCUGCUUUAUUUCUGGCUGUGUUUUCACUGGGCACACACACACACAAGAAAGAUUGAGAAUUAAAUCUGUCAAUUAAGAUUUAAACCUCCUGUUCCACAUGUGUGGGAGAAAUACGAGAGUAAACAGGCUGUGAAGCCCUUUUAGCAAAGAAAAACACUUAGGUGCUUUGCAGUUUACUGGAAGCUAUGAAUUAGUCAAAUACACCUUUUUGUUCCUGUUUAUUUGUGGUUUGCUGACCUUUCCCCUCUUUGUCCUCAUUGCUAAAAGCGAAGCACACAUUUUUGUAAGAUAGACAAAAAGGUUUACUUACAUUUCAACGCAGGCAGCAAAUACACCCCACUCCGCUGGCCACCUUCCAGCUUGUCAGUGCCCUUCUUAAACUGUGGCGCCCAGAGCUGGACACGGGACCCGAGGCUGGCCACUGUGGACUAGUCGGGCCCUUGGCCUGAUCCUGCAGGCUCUCCUUAUGGUUUUUAGAAGUGUCUAGAUGAGCCAGUAUGGGCUCACCAGUAAUGACUGAUACUUUGUCAAUGCUGCAGCUCCUCUUUGUGGCUGCAGUGAGCAAACUGGACUGAUCUCCUUGAGGGGCCCUGCAGGUGGAUGCUGGCUCCUCCCCCUCCCCCUCCCGGCACACACCUUUCUCCGCUGUUGGAUGCCCACCUGUCCUGGAUGUUUUAGCUGUGAUUCCUGCCUUGCAGGGGCUUGGCCUAGAUGACCCUUGGGGGUCGCUUCCAACUCCACCAUUCUACCAUUCGGUGGUGGUGAAGCCUGACUAAAAGCCUUUUGAGCUGCUUGGCAGCUGGAAGUUCCUGCGGCCGCUGAGUCUCUCCCUCCUGCUUCUCCUCCUCAGGCCCAAAGCGCUUGUGGGUCCCCAGCCCCCGCCUGCCCCCCUGCACGCUGCGCCAGGCGCUCACCUUCUUCCUGGACCUCACGACGCCCCCCAGCGCCCAGCUGCUCCAGAUCCUGUCCACGCUGGCAGAAGACCCGGCCGAGAGGGAGAAGCUGCAGCGGCUGGGAGAGGUAGGGGGCUGCGUAAGAGGGGUGGAAAUGGGUAUUCUUCCCCUCCCACCACACGACCUUGAAGCUGGGGGGUUGUGCGUUAUGGACCCCUUUAUCUCUAACACACACACAGAGCCCACCCUGCUUAGCUCGCCUCCUGUGUCUCAGAUGCGCCAGCCUGCGGAACUCCCUCCCACCUGAGAUUAGACACCCUCCCCAUGACUAAGGCACAUGACGAAGACUUUCUUGUUCCAGCGGGUGUCUUAACCUACCAUAUUUUUCGCUCUGUAAGACUCACCAGACCAUAAGACGCACCUAGUUUUUGGAGGAGGAAAACAAGAAAAAAAAAAAUCCUGAAUCCCAGAAGCCAGAACAGCAAGAGGGAUCUUGCUGUCCUGGCUUCUGGCUUAGCGGUGCGAAGCCUCUCCCGGGCAGCAGGAGGAAGGCUCCCCCAAGAGCUGCGCUCCCUUUAAAGAGCACGUGGAGCGUUUGUGCUGCUCUUGGGGGUUUUCCCCCGAGGGGAAAAGCCCCCAAGAGCCGCACACAUGCUUCACGCGGCUCUUUAAAGGGAGCGCUGAGCAGAGCCUCCCGCCUGCAUUCACUCUAUAGGAUGCACACACAUUUCCCCUUACUUUUUAGGAGGGGAAAAGUGUGUCUUAUAGAGCGAAAAAUGCGGUAUUUCAUUUCCCCCCCACCUAUUCCUACAAGGAGCUCAAGGGGGCAGACAGGGCUGUUCUCCCCAUCCCCACUUCAUCCCCGCCACAACCCUGAGAGGGAGGCAGAGACUGGCCUAAGGUCACCCAGGGAGAUUCACGGCUGAGCGGGGGGUGGGAUUUGAACCUGGUCUCUCCCAGGCCUGACACUCUAACUGCUAAGCGCCACUGCCUCUCCCUGCCCUCCUUGGGCUUGGGGCGGGGCUCCUCCUUUUCCACCUCUGCUCUUGCCCCCGCAGGACUCCCUCCUGUACGAGGAGUGGAAGUGGUUCCGCUGCCCCACCCUGGAGGAGGUGCUGGAGGAGUUUCCCUCGGUGCCGCUGCCGCCCUCGCUGCUCCUCACCCAGCUGCCCCUGCUCAAGCCACGCUACUACUCCCUCAGCUCAGCGCCCAGCGCCCACCCGGGGGAGAUGCACCUCACCGUGGCCGUGCUCAACUACCACAGCCAGAGUGAGUAUUUUUUGGGGGGGGGUUGGGCUAGAUGGCCUUUGGGGUCCCUUCCAACUCUGCAAUCUUGUGAUUCUAAGGGGACAGUCGGUCGCAGGGGUGACCUUGGCCACCUGGGGAGGGGGAAGGCAGUCUCAUUUGGGGGGGGGUUGCCAUCUGAUGGGGGUGGGGAGGAGGACCUCCCAGGCCGCCUCUCAUUUUGCUCCCCGCCUCCCCCGCUUUGCUCCACAGACGGCAAGGGGCCCCUUCACUUCGGCGUUUGUUCCACGUGGCUGUCAAAGCUGGCGCCUGGCGAGAUGGUGCCGGUUUUCGUCCGAGGGUAAGGGGUCUGGGGGGGGGUUGGGCUUGGACCUUGAAGGAGCAGCUCUAUCCAAAGGUUCCCUCUGGCCUUAGCAAGGCGUCCCAGAGGAAGGGAGCCAGACUCCCCACCUGCUUUCCCAGAGAAAGAGGCACACGCGGUUGAGCCGCCAGAAAAGAAUGUCUCUCCUGCUCUUGUGGACGUCACACAAAGCUCAUGUUGGAAGAAAGCCCUUCUUCACAUGUUACACCCACAACACAGAGUCGGACUGUGGAACUCCCUCCCCCAACCUUUCUCCUCCUCCUCCUCCAUGAAUUUUUCCAAUCCUCUACCUGCCCGCGGACUGUCUCGCCAGAGUGGUGCAUGCUCUAGUUAUCUCCUGCUUGGACUACUGCAAUGGGCUCUACGUGGGGCUCCCUUUGAAGGUGACCCGGAAACUACAACUAAUCCAGAAUGUGGCAGCUAGACUGGUGACUGGGAGCAUCUGCCGAGACCACAUAACACAUAACACUGGUCUUGAAAGGCCUACACUGGCUCCCAGUAUGUUUCCGAGCACAAGUCAGUGUUGGUGCUGACCUUGAAAGCCCUAAAUGGCCUCCAUCCAGUAUAUCUGAAGGAGCGUCUCCACCUCCAUCAUUCUGCCCGGACACUGAGGUCCAGUGCCGAGGGCCUUCUGGCGGUUCCCUUGCUGCGAGAAGCCAAGUUACAGGCAGAGGGCCUUCUCGGUAGUGGCACCCGCCCCAUGGAAUGCCCUCCCACCAGACGUCAAAGAGAAAAAUAACCACCAAACUUUUAGAAGACAUCUGAAAGCAGCCCUGUUUAGGGAAGCUUUUAAUGUUUAAUAGGUUAUUGUAUUUUAGUGUUAGGUUGGAAGCCGCCGAGUGGCUGAGGAAACCCAGCCAGAUGGGUGGGGUAUAAAUAAUAAAUUAUUAUUAUUAUUAUUAUUAUUAUUAUUAUUAUUGCCACCCAGGUUGGUGGUCAUUGCUGCCCCCUGUGGCAGGGAGUUCUGCAGUCUGUGUUGCAUGAAAAAGCCCUUCCUUUUUGCCUGGGCUGAAUCUUCCAGUGCUCAGCUUCCGGGCUCCCCUCCUGUCACCCGCCAGGCAAGUGACUCUUGGUGUCUCUGCCCCACAGCGCCCCCAACUUCCAGCUGCCCCAGGACCCCGCAGCCCCCUGCAUCCUGGUGGGGCCUGGCACCGGCAUCGCCCCCUUCCGGAGCUUCUGGCAGCAGCGGCUGCAUGGCCUGGAGGCCGAAGGUGGGUCAGGCGGGCCGGGGAGGCUUUGGGCUGGGGGCGGGUGGCCUUUGCCUCUCCCAGCCCUGAUCCCCUCCUGCCCCACACAGGGCUCCCCCCGGGCGAGAUGACGCUGGUCUUUGGCUGCCGCAGCUCCCGCCACGACCACAUCUACAAGGAGGAGGUGCAGGAGGCGCAGCAGAAAGGGGUCCUCAGCCGCGUCCUCACCUGCUUCUCCCGCGACCCAGAUUACCCCAAGGUAAGAAUAUGGGAAUUGGGGGGGGGGAGCCCCCUGUCUCCAGCCAGGGGCCCAUCUGCUCCAGCAGCCUCUUCUCGCACUGCAAGAGCAGCCCUGUCCUCCUGGGAGAGGCCUCCUCAACCUCAGCCCUCCAGAUGUUUCUGGCCUACAACUCCCAUGAUCCUUAGCUAGCAGGACCAGUGGUCAGGGAUGAUGGGAACUGUAGUCUCAAAACAUCUGUCCUGGGGCUCCCUGCUUCCUGUGGAGGGAAGGACUUCCUUUUACCUGCCCUGAAUCUUCCAGCCUGCAGCUUCACUGGAAGUCUACUAGUUUUAGCAUAAGAGAUGGAGAAAAAAUCCCUUCUGCUUUCUCCAGGCUCUGCCUAAUUUUAUAACUUCUCUCCUGUGGGAGGGAGUUCCACAGUUUAACUCCUCCUCCGCCCUCCAGUCUGUUCUGGGCCAGGAGGUCCAAGGCAGCCUCCACAAAACAAGGCUGGCGGCCAACGGGGACCCCUUCCGAUCUGCUUUAAGUGCAAGAAAGGAGAUUCUUGUGAAACACGAGGAAGACCUUUCUGGCAGUCAGAGCUGUUUGACAGCAGAACGGUUUCCCUCGGGAGAUGGGGGCCUCUCCUUCCUUGGAGGUUUUUAAGCAGAGGUUGGAUGGCCAUCUGUUGCGGAUUCUUGAGCUGUGAUCCCUGCCUUGCAGCAGGCGGGACCGCUAGAUGAUCCCUUGGGAUCCCUCCAAUUCUACAGUUCUAUCAUUCUCAGGCUGUUCUGUGUCAGGAAGGCUAAGGGCAGCCUCUGUAAAACCAGGCUGGCCAAGGAGGCCAGUGCAGUUCCAGCGCCCCCGCCCCCCCCCAGUGAGCAGUGGAAAUAAUAAAAUGGGGGGGGGGCUCUGGGUAGGCAGAUAUCAGCCACCCCCAUCCAGCCUUUCCAGGCAGACUUGGGGGGGGGGGGGUUGGGGGGGGACAGAAGGUGGUUCAUGCCUGUGCUUUGGCAGCCCUGAUCCCAGAUCCCCAAGGAGCAGCUGCAAUUCCUCAGCAAAGAGGGAGUGGCGCUCUGCUUAUGCUCAGGGGAGCACUGGUUUUCCCUCUUCCCGCAGACAUAUGUUCAGGACCUGCUGCGUUUGGAGCUGCCCAGCUACGUCCACGAGGUCCUUUGCCAGAGGGGGGGCCACAUGUACGUCUGCGGGGAUGUCACCAUGGCAACGGGGGUCCUGCAGACCGUCCAACAGAUCCUGGCCAAGGAGGGUGGCAUGACGCUGGCGGAGGCCGGGGACAAGAUCAGCGAACUCCAGGUGAGGGAGGAAGGGGAGCAGCCCCCCAGUCAGACCCCAGCGCUGGAGGCAGAGCGCAGGCAGGCUGCCCAGGGCAGGGUCUUACGGGGGGUGGCCCCUUUGGGUCACAGCAAGUGUAUCAGCAGCACCAAAUUGUGGAGCUGCCCUCCUUCCCUGCAGCGCUGGGGGCUGGACCAAUGACCAUUGGGGGUCCCUUCCAACGAGGUGCCCUGGGGGGGGGGGAGCAUCUGCAUGGGUAGGAUCUGACGCUGCCUCUUUCUCUCCCAGGACCAGAACCGCUACCACGAAGACAUCUUUGGCCUGACCUUCCGCACGCAAGAGGUGGCCUCGCUCAUCCGCAGCCAGUCCAUCUCCCAGCAGAAGCGCCAGUCCUUGCUCAGCCUCACCCCCUCCCUCUGA
Podarcis lilfordi (Lilford's wall lizard) is the source of this 33604-nucleotide messenger RNA. The record is from the annotation of a GenBank genome assembly. Lineage: Eukaryota; Metazoa; Chordata; Lepidosauria; Squamata; Lacertidae.